This is a messenger RNA of Cuscuta europaea, 668 nucleotides long. The record is from the annotation of a GenBank genome assembly. NCBI's taxonomy places the organism in Eukaryota, Viridiplantae, Streptophyta, Magnoliopsida, Solanales, Convolvulaceae.
GAUGGCUAAUUGCUGAUCCAUGUCGCACAUCAUCGGCUUCUGGGCUCGGUGUGUACAGGGAUGCGUUUGAUCGGAUGUUUGAGGAUCAGAUUACAUGGAUGCCCUAUACAGCUGAGAUGUUUGCAGAGUUGCCCCCCACUGGACGAGAGCAUUCUCACAUAUGGCGAGCACGUGUGUCGUUGAUAUGUUUUGACAUUGUUGAGCUUCAUUUGCCUGAUCGUGUAUUGCAACAGUUUGGGUAUGAGCAGGUCAUUCCAGCACCUAUCGACACAUAUGUAGAGCUUCAUAGGUCGGAUAGGCGUGGGAACCAUAUAGAGGAUUGGGCACUCAGACAUGUCAGAUACGUCACUAUGUGGGAGAGGCAAGCUGAGCUUGUUGUGACUGGGACACCAACAUUAGUCCCAUCUGUUUCGAGAGACUACAUGGGAUGGUAUUACAGCAUCACUCGUUUGUUUGUGUCUGCUUCGUUCAGACUCCCUACUCACCAUUAUCAGCCUAGCUCCUUGGCUUUGCAUCUGACGACGAGUAUAUUACUAAUUACUAAAGUAAGUCAUAUUCUUUAAUUAACACUUUUAUUUAUCUCUAACUAAUUGUAAUUGUGUUUCAUAUUUCAGACACGAGCAUUGCACGGUAUAUAUCAGCGGGGCUACUGCCACAUUGAGUGAUAC